Molecule: messenger RNA, 3165 nt
Organism: Aspergillus affinis
Lineage: Eukaryota; Fungi; Ascomycota; Eurotiomycetes; Eurotiales; Aspergillaceae
Product: non-ribosomal peptide synthetase
Exons: 1
Coding region: 1-3165 (1054 amino acids)
Biological process (GO): biosynthetic process; secondary metabolic process
Molecular function (GO): CoA-ligase activity
Source: RefSeq, a predicted model, not a curated record
AUGGCUCCCAUUCCUCAGUCAAAUAUUACUUCCCUAUUAGACCAGUCGGCCUUGUCGUCGGCUGGCAUCGUUGCUUAUCCUGAGGGCGAUCGGUGUCCCCCCACGUACCUGAGCUAUGCCCAGCUUCGUGACCGGGUCUCGCACAAGGCAGAGUGGCUGCGUCGUGUUGAUGGUUUUCGCCCCAAUGCGGUCACUUUGGUCCACUUUCGGACUCAUUUGGACAAUAUCACUUGGUUCUGGGCAAGCAUUCUGGCAGGGAGUGUACCCGCCCUGUCGCCGCCUCUCGUCAACACCAGCGAGGGACGUCGCGCCCAUUUCAAACAUUUACACCAAUUACUUGAGGAUCCACUCGUUCUGACUCACCAGACACUGGCAACCAGUGACUUUGGGGAGAACGAACUUCUGCGCGUGGUCACGAUAGACGAAUCCGAGAAGCCAGUGUCUAAUGGCGUCGCUUUGGAUACAGUGGAUACUCCGAAUGGUAUCGCAAAUGGCCAUCAUAGCAACGGUAGUGACGAGUCGACCAACAGCCACACCAAUGGAUAUGCUAAUGGCCAUUCCAAUGGCUCUUCGAAUGGCCACUCAAAUGGUUCUUCAAACGGCCACUCAAACGGUGUCACUGAUUCCAAAGUUAACAGUCACACGAAUGGAGUGACUAAUGAGAGUGUGGAUGGGUAUGCCGCUGGAUAUGCCAGCGGGUACGCCAGCGGAUAUGCCAAAGGAUAUGCUGAUGGACAAGGCAAUCGCGAGAGCAAUCGCGAUACCCACGGUCACACCAAUAGCAAAGUCCUUGCCAACGGUGGAAGUGCUGUCUCCAACGGCGCACACAACAGCAAGCUCGACGGGGUGGCCGUUCUCAUGUUGACGUCCGGCAGUUCCGGCAACUCCAAGGCCGUUUGCCUUUCCCAUGAGCAGAUAUUCGCCUCGAUCCGAGGCAAGCUGGCAGCCAUGCCAGUAACCGAAGGCAGUGCAGUCCUGAACUGGAUUGGGCUGGAUCACGUCGCCAGUCUAAUGGAGACUCACUUGCUCUCCAUGUACGCAGGUGUAGACCAAAUCCAGAUUCAAGCGGUUGAGGUUCUCAGUAACCCAUUGCUGUUCUUGCGUCUUUUGUCUCAGCAUGCCGUAUCCAUGACCUUCUCCCCGGACUUCUUCCUCAAGAAGUUGUUGGCUGCUUUAGACUCGGCUUCGGAAGAAGACAAGGCUGGCAUUGACCUUAGUCACCUGCUCUAUCUGGUUUCAGGAGGGGAGCCCAACAAUGUCAACACCGGUAUCCGAGUGACGGAAUAUCUGCGCAAGUUGGGAGUGGUACCCAAGAACCUAAUCACCCCUGGCUUCGGUAUGACUGAGAUUUGCGCCGGUGCCAUUUAUAACCGGGCUUUCCCCGAGGUUGAUAUCCAGGCACGACGCGAUGCCGGUGCCCUGGGUAAAUGCAUCCCCGGCAUUGAGAUGCGGAUCUCGCGCGCACCUCAAGACGAACCCGCUCCAAAUCCAUCAAACAGCGCUGCCAGUGACGCAGGUAUGCUUGAGGUGCGUGGACCCGUGGUGUUCUCGCGCUAUUUCAACAACGAGGAGGCAACGCGAGGUUCUUUCACCGAAGAUGGGUGGUUCCAGACUGGAGAUCUUGGUACCAUCGACGAAGAGGGCAACCUGAAGCUUGCCGGGCGACUCAAGGAACUAAUCAACAUCAACUCGGUCAAGUACUUGCCUCAUGAGAUCGAGGGGGCCAUCAACCAAGAGCGCAUUCCCGGCGUUACGCCGUCGUUCGUGGUUUGUUUCUCGCACCGGCCGACUGAGGGUAGUGCUGAACAGGUCUACGUCGUGUAUCAGCAUGAGUAUGCUUCGGACGAUACCGAAGCCCGCAUGUCCACGCUCCAUGCUCUCAUUCGAACCGUGCUGCUGUUCACUUCCGCUCGACCGCGCGUACUCCCUCUUCCCCCUGGCCGACUGGAAAAGACCACGCUUGGUAAACUGGCGCGUUCGAAGAUUCACAACGCUAUGGUCCAAGGCAAAUACGCCGAUCAGGAGGAGCUCAACGAAAGCAUCCUCCAGUCCUACCGCGACGCGCAUUUCUCGGCGCCGCGUGAUGACAUGGAGCAUAGGCUGAUGGCUGUAUUCAAGGAAACUCUUGGGCUAGAGGACAUGGAAAUGGGCAUCGACAUGCCCAUCCUCGACACGGGUAUCAGCUCGGUCGACUUGAUCCGACUCAAGCGUGCCGCCGAAACCAACUUCGGCAUUGCAGAAAUUCCCAUGAUGACCAUCAUGACAAACACGACGAUUCGCUCCUUGGCAGCCGCGCUCCAGGAUUUUAAGACCUCCGCACAAGUAGGCGAGUAUCAGGCCGUUGUCACCCUGCAGCCUCACGGCAUUAAGACACCGCUAUGGCUUUUCCAUCCGGGUAUUGGUGAAAUCUUGGUUUUCCUGGCGCUAGCGCAGCAUUUCCCUGAUCGGCCCGUGUAUGCUAUGCGGCCGCGUGGGUUCAAUCCAGGCGAGGAACCGUUCCAGAACUUGGACGACCUUAUGACAACGUACUAUACUGCUUUGAGGAAGCAGCAGCCCAAGGGUCCCUAUGCGAUGGCGGGGUACUCCUACGGCAGUGUGUUGGCUUUUGAAAUUGCCAAGAAACUCGAGGCCGACGGAGAGGAAGUGAAGUUCCUAGGCAGCUUCAACCUGCCUCCCCAUAUCAAGCAGCGCAUGCGUCAGCUGGAUUGGUCUGCGGGUCUGUCGCAGAUCUCACACUUCUGCGACAUCAUCAGUGAGGAUCGCUCCCGAGAAAUGGUUUCUGAGCUACGGCCCUUGCCGAAAUCCGAGCAAAUCGCCCGCGUGUUGGCCGAGGCCGAUCCUGUGCGAACCGCAGCGCUGGGUCUCUCCCAGGCUUCGCUCCAUACCUGGGUGAAUGUCUCUUUUUCCCUGCAGAAGAUUGGCUGGGAAUAUGAUCCUUCCGGCACUGUAUCCCACAUCGAUGUCUUCUUCUGUGAUCCGCUACGCGACGUCGCCAGCUCGCGACAUGAGUACCGUUACACCAAGCUGAACCAUUGGGCAGACUUUGUCCGGAACGAUCUCCAAUUCCACGAGGUCGACGGCGCGCAUUAUACGAUGAUCAUGCCGGAGAACGUGCCGAAGUUCCAACAGACGUUGAAGAAUGUACUUGCGGCAAGGGGGCUGUAG